Betta splendens (Siamese fighting fish) is the source of this 4790-nucleotide messenger RNA. RefSeq lists its product as uncharacterized. Gene Ontology annotation, cellular component: nucleus. The transcript is spliced from 37 exons. Gene Ontology annotation, molecular function: protein binding; DNA binding; DNA-binding transcription factor activity, RNA polymerase II-specific. The coding region runs from base 172 to 4386 and encodes 1404 amino acids. Gene Ontology annotation, biological process: regulation of transcription by RNA polymerase II. NCBI's taxonomy places the organism in Eukaryota, Metazoa, Chordata, Actinopteri, Anabantiformes, Osphronemidae. The record is from RefSeq and is a predicted model, not a curated record.
UCAGUUCAGCUGCUUCAGAAGAUUUAACUUUACUAUGAACUCUGGCUGAAGUUUAAUAAACACCUUUAUUAGGAGUCACGGUGUUUAUUUAGCUUCUGCUGCGCGUUUGAAGCAGCUGCGACGCCGCAGCCUUUCACUGCGGAUCCGUAGAAGCGGUUGCGCUUCUCGCCCAUGGAUCCGCUGGAUUUCCUGGAUGAGGGAGAACUGCGGCGCUUUUUCCACAACAAUAAGACUCUGAUGUCCUGCAUGGAGAGGCCGCACACGUUCCUGCGGCAGCUCAGAGACCACAGCCUGAUCCCAGAGGACCGAUACCAGAGCGUGAGUCUCAUGUACAACAGAGAAAAGCUUAAGAAGGCAGUUUAUGACAUCUUGGACCAGUUUGAAAGGGAGCGACCACAGGACGUCCGCGCUUUCUGGAAAACCAUCCUGAACAGCGUGAUCAUGGACGAGUACCCAACGCUGCGGAAGCUGCACAACAGCCUCAUGGACGGGUCAGUCCAUUUCAACCGACAGUUGGUGGAGAAGAAAAGAAAAGCUCCUUCAGAAGAAGGAGAGGAGAACUCUGAGAAAGAAAAGAAGAAACGGACAAUGAGCAAUGAGGAGCAGCCUGUUCCGUCUCCUCAGCUGAUCCCAGCCUCCAGCUUAAAGAAGGAGGAACAGGAUUUGACCUCGCACAUCUUUAAGGCUCAGCUGCCGGUGACCUGUGGAGACCUGCAGGCGUUGCUGAGAAAAGACAGACUGGCUGAAGGGAAGAAAUGCAUUUUGUACCAGCAGCAGUGGUUGACGCCCAGUGACUUCGAGAGACUUGCAGGAAGACAAAGCUCCAGGAACUGGAAGCUGAGCAUCCGGUGCUUCGGCCAGACCCUGGGGAAACUCAUGCAGGACGGUCGUCUGGCAUCAGUCAGAUACAAAGGAGGCUGUAAGAAGGUCGAUAAACCUCCGCAUCCACCGGACCAAACGGCCCCAGACGAGGACGCGUCUGAGCCGCAGGAAGCAGACGACGACGGCAGCUACGUGGUUUUCAGAGUCGCAUGUGAAGACGUCACGUUUGAAGCAGCAGCUGCUGAGCCCCAGGACCUGGGUCAGGACGUGAAGAUGGAGGAACUGGCCGUCGGUCACUUCAUGGAGAUUUCUGACGAGGAGCCGACAGACGAGCAGGAGCUGUCAGACGAAGAGAAGGGGGAUCACAGAGGUGGGCGCCUGUGGGAACCGGAGCAGCCGGGCUCCUCGGCUCAGCUGAUCUCAGAUUCUUCCAUUAAGGAGGAGAAGAACGUUGUGGCUUCGCCUUUGCCGUCUCAGCUGCCUGUGACCUGUGGAGACCUGGAGGGGACGCUGUUCACAGAGCGACUGGCUAAAGGGGAGAAAUGCAUCGCGUUCCAGCAGCAGUGGUUCAUACCCAGCGAGUUCGAGAGACGAGCAGGGAAGAGGAGGUUCAAGAACUGGAAGCUGAGCAUCCGACAUGGCAGCACGCCGCUGGGAAAGCUCAUACAGGACGGUCGACUGAAAUCAGCGAAAUACAAAGGAGGCUGUAAAAAGGCCGAGAAACCUCAGCGUCCGUCUGAGCAAACGACGGCAGGCCGGGACGAGUCCAGCAGCCUCGACCCCCAGACCCAAGUCUUCACAGUGACCUGUGGCGCCUCCUCUGGGACGCUGGACAGGCAGCGAUUCUCAUCAGGCGCCUGUGGGAGGAGCAUCCGAACCAAGGGGAGCUGGAUGACCCCCGAGGAGUUUGUGGAGGCGUCAGGCAGGUCCAAAGCCUCCUGGGAAACCGAGAUCCGGUGGAGAGGAAACGCGCUGAGCGUCCUGAGAGAGAACAGCAUCCUUCAGAUCAUCUGCGACCAUCACGACGACGAAAGCUGCAAAAUAGACCCGAAAAAGAUGGAGAGACAGAAGAAUGACGAGCGGUGUUUCGUGUGUCGGCGUGGAGGAGAGCAGCUGCAGGCGCUGUGUGCACACUGCCCUCGCUCCUUCCAUCACACGUGUCACCUGCCGCAUGUGGCCCAAACAGACCUGAGUGAGGACAGGCCGUGGAUGUGCACCUUUUGUGAAUUCACAUCCUACAAGGUUCACGAGGAGAUGACGAUGGAGGCAGCCAUGUCCCAAUACGUGUCACGAUACAUGCUGACUUGUCAGUACCUCCUCCUGUAUCUGUGCAGCUCAGAUAAGACUCAACUUUUUGCAGACCCAGAUACGCCGCUGUCGUUCGCUAGCGUAGCAGACAGACUUCAGGGCAGAGAGUACCAGACGGUGGAGGACUUCAUUUCUGACAUCCAGCUCAUUUUUGCUACCUUCUCUGAUAAGAACGACAACGAUAAGUCUCUUCGCAGGAGCAGACGACUGCAGCAAAUGUUUGAUGGAGAAUUUAAGAAAGUGUUUAACAUCUGUCAAUCGACAGACUCAGCCUCAGGAGAAAGUUUUUGUGCUGUUUUGAUUUCGAGCUUCUUGACGCCUGUUCAGAGUUCAGCCCGCGCCCACUCCGGCGUGUGUGAGAUGGAUCUUCAGAUUGAUUCACUGGAUUCCGAGGAUCUGCUGCAGUUCUUGCACUGCAAGAAAACGGAACUGUCCUGCAUGAAAAACCCGCUCACUUUCCUGCGGCAGCUCCGGGACCACAACCUGAUCCCAGAGGCCAAAUUCCAAAAGGUGAGUCACAGAACGAGUAAGGAAAGUCUGAAGAAAGGCGUGUAUGACGUGCUGGAGUGGCUGGAGAGGGCGCACGCGCAGCACAUCCGCCUCUUCUGGAGCUGCGUCCUGGAGGACACCAUCACUAACGAGUACCCGACGCUGCGUCUGCUGCGCAGGAGCAUCGUGGACGGCAAGUGUUCAGGUCGCUUUAAGCGAAAUGUUCGUUCAGAGCAAUGUGCAACUGCAGCUUUUAUCUUUAUCGCAGGGUCUUUCCGUGAAAACUUGCAAUUGUUUAAGAAGGUGGAAAAGAAAAAGAGGAAGGAGGUUUCAGACGAGGAUGAAGACGAAGACGUGCAACUGGACUCAGUUAAAAAGAAGAAACAGAGGAAUGCGCCUUCAAUUAACUACAACGAUGAUGAUGAGGAUGAUGAGGAUGAGCAGCAGCUGACUCCACGUCAGAAGAACUCAAUGAAAGGAGAGAAGAGGAACCUGAGGGGGCGGGUGUGUGGUGAUGAUGACGAGCAGUCUGGGCCUUCGUCUCGGUCGAGCACAGCUGCCUUUAAAAGGCUGAAGAAGAAGAAGGAAGAGAAGACCAGCGUGACUGUGACCUGUGGACCCCUGCAGGGGUCGCUGAGCAAAGGCAAACUGGCCAAAGGACAGAGUUGCAUCUGGUUCAACAGACGCUGGUUCACGCCCACGGCGUUUGAGCGGCGUGCGGGGAAGCAGAGCUCAAAGAACUGGAAGACCAGCAUCCGCUGCGAAGGCGUUCCGCUCGGGAAACUCCUCCAGGACGGGCGUCUGGCGUCGGCUCCCUUCAAACGAGGCCACAAGGCCAAGAAAUCCUCGUUUUCACCUGAAGCAGCGUCCGAUGGCGGCGGCAGUGAAGACGGGAAUAAAAGUGAGGAGAGUGAAGACGGAGAAGAUCAGACUUCAUCAAGUAACGAGGAAGGUUCCACAUUCGACACAGAUGACGAGACGGAGCAGCAGCAGGAGGACGAGCGCCACGAGCGCAGGAUGACGGUUUCCUGCGGAGCCGCGACCGCCACUUUACACACGAAACGCUUCGCAUCAGGAGACCGUGGGAAGAGCAUCCGCACCGAGAGCAGCUGGAUGACCCCCGAGGAGUUUGUGAAGCAGGCCUCAGGUCAGAUCAACGCCUGCUGGAAGAAAGACAUCGUGUGUGAAGGGAAAGCACUCGGGUUCCUCCUGGAGAAGACCUUGAAGACCCACUCCGUGCAGUGUGACUGUCACCUGUGCUUCCCAGAGGAGGACGACCUGGAAAACCAAAGAAACGACGACGACUGCUGGGUGUGUGGAAGCCACGAAGGGCCCGUGCUGGUGGUGUGCGACUUCUGCCCUCGCUCCUUCCACCAGACGUGUCACCUGCCGCCGGUGGACGACGCCGCACUGAGAGACAGCCGGCAGUGGAAAUGCACCUGCUGUGAGCUGGCGUCCGGCGGUACCGGUCCGGCGCUGGACCUGCAGACGGCCGAGGCCCAGCUGGUUUCCGGACACGUGCUGAAAUGCCAGUACCUCCUGCUGUGCGUGUUCGGCGCCGGCGCAGAGCGGGCCGCGCUCGCGCCGGAGCGGCUCGAUGCCGUAGCCAAGAAGCUUCAGGGAACGGGUUUCCAGACGGUGGGAGAGUUCGUGUCCGACGUCCAGCUCAUCCUCAGCCAAGUGGAGGCAGAACUCCCCGUCCAGCGAGGUUCGCUCCAGGAGUUCUUCAAGACAGAGUUUAGGAAAGUCUUUAAAAUCUGUGAUUAGAGGGAUGUUUCUCAACGGUCGGCGUGUGAGCUGGAUGUGGGACGGCUCACGGUCAUCACUGGUCCAACGUGUCCAUUCAGCACGUGGAGGAGAAGCCUGGGACGUUCUCCUCUGAUGCUGAAGCUCCAAUAGGAACUUGUCCAGAGCAUAAAGGAUAAAGUCUAUGAUUGAUUCGAUUGAACUUUAUCCAUUUUCAUCUUUUUUACUCAAUAAGCAAGUAUUAUCCAUUCCAGACUUUUUAUGGUGCGAUAUUAAAGUACUAUACCAGUAAUAACUGGUAUAAACUGAAAACAUGUUUCACUUUUAAAAUAGCAUUUAGUAACAAUAUUCUGGGUUUUGCUCCUGUAUUUUAUGGUUAUGUUGUAUUGUUUUCUACACUGUUAAAAUAAAGCCUCUGUCUCCUG